Molecule: messenger RNA, 3849 nt
Organism: Phycodurus eques (leafy seadragon)
Lineage: Eukaryota; Metazoa; Chordata; Actinopteri; Syngnathiformes; Syngnathidae
Product: RNA polymerase II elongation factor ELL2-like
Exons: 12
Coding region: 60-1838 (592 amino acids)
Biological process (GO): positive regulation of transcription elongation by RNA polymerase II; transcription elongation by RNA polymerase II; snRNA transcription by RNA polymerase II
Cellular component (GO): transcription elongation factor complex
Molecular function (GO): cis-regulatory region sequence-specific DNA binding
Source: RefSeq, a predicted model, not a curated record
ACAACUUCAAGCUGCUCUAAUUUCAUUCGGCGAGCGGACUCCGAAAGGGAGAGCCAGCGAUGGCUACGCUCGGGCAAGAACGACGUUACGGGCUGUCGUGCGGGAAAAACAAAAAAAACAACAACAACCACGGACCCAACAGGACGCUUUACCACGUCAAGCUCACCGACACCGCCUUUCGAGCUCUGGAGGCUUAUCAGAACAUCAAGGCUAAUAUAUCAAGUGAGCCGUCUGUCUGUUUCGAGGGGAGUCAAGGGUACAUCAAGUUACCAGCUGCCACAGCAGAGUCGCCCAAUGCGCUUCGCGUCUUCUCCUUCUACUUAUCCAGCGACUGCAAAGACCAGCCACAGGCUAGCUUCGACUGCAUCCAGCAAUAUGUUUCAAGUGACGGCCGCGAGCGGCUGGAAGCGCAAGGAGUCAUCCAGGACAAGAUCACAGUGUGUGCCACCGAGGACUCCUACCAGAUGACGCGUGAGAGGAUGUCUCAGGUGGAGAAGGACAGCUGGAGCCGCUCCGCCAUCGAGAUAAAACCCGGAGCCACACAUCCCAGUAAAAGCAUAAAGAGCCAUAAGAGGCCGCCCAUUGUGUCUACAUCGGACAGCGGCUUCUGGAAACCUCCUGUACUCAGCCGGUGGAGCAGCAGUUUGGCCUCGGCCCACCAAAAGCCCCUCUGGGAGCGCAUCAUUCACCUGCUAGCUCUCAAGACCUACAGGAAGCCGGAGCUUCUGCUGUGGCUGGAGAGAGAGCGGGUCUGUGCCAAGGACAAGGCAGAGCUUAGUGCCAUAUUGGAGGAGGUGGCAAAAGUGAACCCCAAAGACAGCAGCUAUCUCCUGAAAGACAACUUCUACAAGUACGUGCGGCGGGACUGGCCCAGCUACAGCGAGGAGGAGCGACAGCUCGUUACCAGGUUAUUGUCAAGGAAGUUGCAGCCUUAUAUGGCUGGCCAUUCGAGGAAUACUCAAGCCAAUGGAUCAAUCGUGAAGCAGUCCGAGGAUAGAGCACUACAUAACAGCUUGGCAAAGAACCCAGUGGUGAAACGCCCCAUGCCUACAGACUGUCUACAAGCACUAGCUACAAAGAGACAAAGAGAAAAUGAUCUCAAGACACAACAGCCGCCAGCUAUAAACAGACUCUUAAACAAUAAAGGAGCACCUGUCAUUGCACCUCCUAGUUUCCACACCAAACCUGAUUUCCAAGGGACUAAUAACACCAUAGGAGGCCACCAGCACAGCUCUCCUCUAGCACACAAAGUGUCGAGCACCUCUAACCUAUCAGAGACCGAUCAGCACAGAACCAAAGCGAUGAGCCACGAGCCACCUCAGGCCGACUUGGAAUGCACUCAGCCACAGAGGAAGAAGAAAUCCAAAAAGCACAAAGACAAGGAGCGGGAAAGGUUAAAAGACCACCAGGACAUAAUGUGGUCAGAGGACAGUGAGGACCUCAAGCACAACAAGGACAAACUUAAGAAUUGCAACAUCACUAAUGACAUGGACUUGGUUGAGAAUGUGUGCACGUACGUCAGGAUCACAAGUGUUGAGCAACGUCAGCGGUACCAGGAGGAUUUCAGUGCCGAGUACGAUGAGUACAAAGACCUGCACACCCGAAUCGCCACCAUCACACACAUGUUUGUUCAGCUCGCAUCCAAGCUUAAGAGCAUGUCGCCCGGAACAAAAGAACACAAGGUAAUGGAAGAUCAAAUUUUAGAAAAAUACAACAAGUAUCGAAAGAGGUUUCCAGGUUACCAGGAAGAAAAGAAGCGCUGUGAAUAUCUCCACCAGAAACUGGCAUUCAUCAAGCAGCUCAUCGUGGACUACGACGCCUCUCGGGUGUCCUCGUAGCGUUGGCUCUCCCUCGGAUUCAGUGCAACAAGCGGAUUUCCGUGAACAGCAUCUGUACAAUAGUUAUGGAAAAGUUUGUUAAGAACAGAUUUUUUUUUUCCUCCCCAAAACUGGUCCAAGGAGAGAGACAUUAUACUCUGCAAAAUCAUCUAGGCGCAUCCACCACGACCAUUGGAAGCCAUUUUAAUGGAAACCAGAAGAGCCUAUUCCAACCUAUCAAUCCACAUCAGAGUUGCCUCCUUUGUAAUGUAGCUUGUGCCUCUUUUCUCAUUCUGCCGUAGCAUUGACAUUUUGAUAUUUUCCAUUUUUUUUAGGGUGGCGAUAUACGCUAAAUAUCAUAUUUAUAGUUACACAACCUUCCUUUGUAUGAAUUCAAAUGUUUGAAAGCAGCUCAUUUUCAUUAAGCCCACCCCCGCCCCCUCCAUAAUGCACUUGUGUUUAAAUCAGGGGUUGGGAACCUUUUUCCUAUCAGUUUCUGUAAAGUCCUUGGGAGGCCUUCCAAAAUAAUGAAAACAUGAUGCAAUGAUCAAACAAAUGCUUACUAUAUGUUAUGAGCAUCUUUGGGUUCAAUGUCUUUUUAUAACGGUCCUUGAGGUUUUAAUCGUUUUUAGAAUUGCAUGGCAGGCUGGAACAAAUACUGUCACUGGCACUGGACCACCUAUGAACUCCAGUAUUUAAUGAGCACAACCUUUCACUUCCUCACGUAAUUGGCUAUUGCCUCCGUACAAAGAUGUGGAGCAAAGUAUUUUUCUCUGAACUGCUGAUGUAUUUUAGGACAGCCUUCUUCUGUCCUCUAUUGCAGGCCUGUGUAGAUUAAAGGUCACAUGACAUUAUUAAAGCACUAGGAGAAGGAGCUGAAUAACCUUUUCGCCUUUGUAACUCAAGUGUGCAUUUUCCCAUGUUACCCCCGCCCCCAUGUCAUUGUAUAACGUGGAAUGGGGGGACAAAUUCUGCUUUCGCCUACAUAUGAAAUAAUUUCCCUGUUGUGUUGUAAGCCAUUGUUUGACAAGUAUUUUAUACGUCACACCAGACUGUCAUCUACAAGUGCAUCUCAUAAAUUAGAAUAUUAACAAUUAUAUGGCAUCUCUGCUGCCCUUAAACUCUCUGGUUAUAGCCGAAGCUAGCAAUUUUUCGUCUUUUUUUUUUUUUUUUUCAAUGUUAUUAUCUGUCUGUUACUUUUGGCUCAUCCCUGGAAGGAUCACAUGAGUGAGUCACUUGCAUGAUUUGUUUGGCAUAGUUUUUAUGUCGGAUGACCUUCCACAUCCAACCCUUCCAUUUUAUUUUUUUCUGGCAGUAGCGAGGUAUUGGGGCACUGGCCAGGAAUCAAGCUGUCCGCAUGAAAGGCAGCAGCAUGUACCACUAUGCCAUCAGUGCCUAUGUUGCUGUUCUGUAAACGCAAUUUUACGCCUUCUGAGGUAGUUUCAGAGCUGUAACGUGGCUAUGUGGUGAGAUAUUAGAACUCUCGCUUCUCCUGCCCUGUUGUGUUGAAAGCAAUUGUCGCUGCCCGACAAGCGGCCGCAACUGUACGCUUUCACAUGGUAAUACAGCAUCUAGCGUAGAUACUGUUGUUAGAUGACGUAAUCUCCAUUGUCUGGUCUGACAACAACUCUCAACACAAAAGGCCGCUUCAUUUACAGCUCUACUACUUCCGAAGGCGGGAAAUUCUCGCGCCAACCUCAUCCUGUAACACGGAAUGAACAUUACAUGGGGAAGACAUGGCGGAUUUUCCUGGCAGUGUGAAGGGGGCUCGCCACGGGAGCUCACCUUAUACUAUCCGCUUCUGAGGUUGUUCUCGUUCACGUUUAAAGAACAUUCCACAGUUGAACCAUUGUGACUUUUACAAGACUGCAGAGCAUUAUGGUACUGUGCUUCCCACUUGUGAAUAAUGUCACGGAUUUACUCUUAAGUCCAAACAUUUGAUUCACUUAUUUGCACAGACAAUGACUGAAUGGAUCAAAUAGCAAUGGUUGGUUCAGGGAAUAAUAAAGCCAUAUUGGUAAAUAAAAUAAAA